GUAAAACACAAUAAGUUUUUAAAAGCAAAUAUCAGUGGAGAUGAAGCAAAAAAAAUUUAUGAUGAUAUUAUUAAUGAAAUUAUAUUAAAUCAGAAAAAAAAAAUAAUAUCUAUUAUGACUAAUGAUAAUAAUAGUAAUUCAAUUAAAAUAAAUCCAAAUAAAAUUUUAAAAGCUGUUGAACAAGGUGAUAUUGAUUAUUUAAAUGAAAAUAAUGUCAAUAAAAUUUUUGAUAAUUAUGGUUGGACACCAUUAAUGUCAGCAGCUUGCUGUGGAAAUGAAUCUAUUGUUAAAUUUUUAUUAGAGUUGGACGCUAAUAAACAAUAUAAAAAUAAAUGUGGUUUAACAGCUCUACAAUUAGCAAAAAAAAAAAAUAAUUUUAAAGAUAGA
Cotesia congregata is the source of this 387-nucleotide messenger RNA. NCBI's taxonomy places the organism in Eukaryota, Metazoa, Arthropoda, Insecta, Hymenoptera, Braconidae. The record is from the annotation of a GenBank genome assembly.